Messenger RNA from Tarenaya hassleriana, 882 nucleotides. RefSeq names its product eukaryotic translation initiation factor-like. Lineage: Eukaryota; Viridiplantae; Streptophyta; Magnoliopsida; Brassicales; Cleomaceae. The record is from RefSeq and is a predicted model, not a curated record. Gene Ontology annotation, molecular function: RNA 7-methylguanosine cap binding; translation initiation factor activity. Gene Ontology annotation, cellular component: cytoplasm; eukaryotic translation initiation factor 4F complex. The transcript has 5 exons. The coding region runs from base 44 to 664 and encodes 206 amino acids. Gene Ontology annotation, biological process: translational initiation.
AACCUUUUCCUUUCCACAGACAAAAACAGCGGAGAGCCCGAAUAUGGCGACGGAGGAUGCGAGCGAUACCUACGCCGCGGCGCCUCCGCCGCCGCCGGAGGUUGAAGUUGAGGCCGAGAAGCAGCCGCACAAGCUGGAGAGGAAGUGGAGUUUCUGGUACGACAACCAAUCCAAGCCCAAGCAGGGCGCGGCUUGGGGAUCUACCCUUCGCAAGGUCUACACCUUCGACACCGUUGAAGAGUUCUGGAGUUUGCACGACAACAUAUUCAAACCGGGCAGAUUGACUGCAAAUGCGGACUUUCACUUGUUCAAAGCUGGGAUUGAACCAAAAUGGGAAGAUCCCGAGUGUGCGAAUGGAGGAAAGUGGACGUGGGCUAUUUCCACCAGUAGGAAGUCAACCCUAGACGAUAUGUGGCUUGAAACGUUGAUGGCUUUGAUUGGAGAGCAACUGGAUGAGUCAGAUGAGAUUUGUGGUGUGGUUGCUAAUGUACGCCAAAGGCAAGACAAACUAUCGUUGUGGACAAAGACGGCAACGAAUGAAGCUGCUCAGAUGAGCAUUGGGAAGAAGUGGAAGGAGAUUCUCGAUGUCACUGACAAGAUAACUUACAGCUACCAUGAUGAUUCUAGAAAGGACAGAUCAGCAAGAGGUCGAUACACUGUCUGAAGACUAGUUGCCCAUGGUACCUUAUCUAUGCAAGAUCUCAGGCUACACCCGAGGAAGACAUAUAUUUUACCUUUCAUGCCUUGUUUAGUUUCGAGAACCAAAUGGCUGAAACAUUUUUCCGUCAGUUGUUUUGAUUCUACUGCUCUACAAUAUUGUUCUAUUUUUGACAAGAACCUAUGCUGCGAGGAGAUUUGAUCAAGUAUGUCAAAAUUCAUCUA